Messenger RNA from Bacidia gigantensis, 1209 nucleotides. RefSeq lists its product as uncharacterized. NCBI's taxonomy places the organism in Eukaryota, Fungi, Ascomycota, Lecanoromycetes, Lecanorales, Ramalinaceae. Gene Ontology annotation, cellular component: cytosol. Gene Ontology annotation, molecular function: UDP-glucose 4-epimerase activity. Gene Ontology annotation, biological process: beta-D-galactose catabolic process via UDP-galactose, Leloir pathway. The record is from RefSeq and is a predicted model, not a curated record. Bases 1 to 1209 code for a protein of 402 amino acids. The transcript has 3 exons.
AUGCCUGUGGGCUCCGUGCUUGUUACUGGGGGGACAGGCUACAUUGGGUCUUUCACGGCUUUGGCAUUGCUCGAAGCCGACUACAAAGUCAUCAUUGCGGACAAUCUCUACAAUUCCUCGGAGGAAACACUCAAUCGCAUCGAGCUACUCUGUGGAAAAAGACCAAUCUUCCACAACGUGGAUGUUAGGAAACAAGAGGACUUUGACGAUGUCUUUAAGGCACAUCCAGAUAUUGACAGCGUAAUACACUUCGCUGCUUUGAAGGCAGUGGGCGAGUCAACGGAAAUUCCUCUCGAAUAUUACCGCACGAAUGUCUAUGGCUCCAUGAACCUGAUCGCUUCGAUGACGGAGCACAACGUGACAAAUAUUGUCUUCUCAUCCUCCGCUACUGUUUACGGAGACGCUACGCGCUUUCCAGAUAUGAUCCCUAUCCCUGAACACUGCCCGAUCGGUCCUACAAACCCGUACGGCGCUACGAAAGCAACCGUCGAAUCCCUGAUAACUUACCACGUCGAGGCUCAGCGUAACAAGCUCAAAAAAGAAGGAAAGCCGUAUGAGCAUUGGAACGGAGCCAUCCUCCGUUAUUUCAACCCAGCUGGUUCCCACCCUUCAGGUAUAAUGGGGGAAGAUCCACAGGGAGUCCCAUACAAUCUUCUCCCUUUGCUCGCCCAGGUCGCCGUUGGUAAACGGGACAAGUUGCUCGUCUUUGGUGACGGUACCCAAGCCACUUCAUUUUCUGCCCCUUAUGGCCCCUAUGCAGAACGCUUGCUCACAAGACUUUGCGCAGACUAUAACUCGGAUGAUGGCACUGCCAUUCGUGACUACAUUCACAUCCUCGAUCUUGCAAGAGGACAUCUCGUGGCUCUGAAUCAUCUCCGCGAUCAGCAUCCUGGGGUUGGCGCGUGGAAUCUGGGUACCGGAAAGGGUAGCACUGUUCUCCAGAUGAUCAAGGCGUUCAGUGCUGCUGUUGGAAAAGAGCUGAAGUACGAAGUCGCUGGAAGGAGACCUGGAGAUGUGCUGGAUCUCACUUCAAACCCAACGAAAGCGAACGUAGAGCUGGGCUGGAAGACCGAGAGGACUUUGGAGCAGGCUUGUGAAGAUUUGUGGAGAUGGACCAAGAACAACCCUCAAGGAUACAGACAACAGCCGCCUAAGGAGCUGCUAGAUAAGCUGGCUGAGGACAAGAAGAAAGGGGCUCCAAUGGCCUGA